Molecule: messenger RNA, 2306 nt
Organism: Rubroshorea leprosula
Lineage: Eukaryota; Viridiplantae; Streptophyta; Magnoliopsida; Malvales; Dipterocarpaceae
Source: the annotation of a GenBank genome assembly
GCUGAUUUUCCAGCUCCUAAUCUCCCGCGAAACUCUGGAGAGUGGGACUCUAGAUUAUGAAUUUGUCCAAAUCGAUCGGUCUCCCAUUCUUCCAUGCUUUACUCAAAUCUCACCUCGAAAUCAAAACUUCCAAUCCUCCAUUGCUUGUUUUUCGCCAAUUGUUACAGUCCAAACUGAAACCAGAUGACCUUACUUUCUCCCUGCUCCUCAAGGCCUUUGCUUUCGAUUCACUGAAUACGAAGGUAGAAGCAAAUCAGAUCCAUACUCAUUUGAUUAAGUCCGGCGUUCAUCAGUUUGUUUACGUGUGUACUGCUCUUCUCAAUUCGUAUGUAAAAUUGGGAUGCAUGAAAAAUGCACGGUUGUUGUUUGAUGAUAUGCCCGACAGAGAUGUAGUCGCUUGGAAUGCAUUGAUUUGUGGGUAUUCCCGAAAUGGGUAUGACUUUGACGCUUUGUGUCUAUUCGUUGAAAUGCUUAGGGAGGGUUUUAGUCCUCAAAGUUCAACCUUAGUAGGUUUGGUUCCGUCUUGUGGGCAGCAUGCGUUAGUGUUUCAGGGGAGAUCUGCUCAUGGGUUUGGAAUUAAGACUGGGUUAGAUAGGGAUUCUCAAGUGGGAAAUGUAUUCUUGUCGAUGUAUGCUAAAUGUGGGGACUUGGAAGCAGCGGAAAUCUUGUUUGAAGAAAUGGUUGAGAAGACUGUAGUUUCGUGGAACACCAUGAUUGGUGCCUAUGGACAGAAUGGUUUAUUUGACGAGGCCAUGUAUGUAUUCAAGCAAAUGCAAGAGAAAUAUGUGGAAGCAAACUCAAUAACCAUUGUAAGCAUUUUAUCAGCUAAUGCUAAUCCUGAGAUUAUUCAUUGUUUUGCUAUAAAAACUGGUAUUGUCUGUGAUGAUUCUGUAGUUACUUCUCUAGCUUGUGUAUAUUCAAAGUAUGGGGACACAGAUUCUGCAGAACUGCUUUAUAGGUCAACACCCAUUGAUAAUAUAGUUUCCUUGACAGCUAUUAUCUCAAGCUAUGCAGAGAAAGGAGAUAUGGAUUUGGCAAUGACAUGUUUUGCUCGGAUGAAGCAAUUAAACAUGAAACUUGAUGCUGUUGCUAUGGUUAGCAUUCUUGGUGGGUUUAAAAGUCCAGAUCAUACUGAUAUUGGACGUGCUUUCCAUGGUUAUGGAGUAACGAGUGGCUUGUGCAUCCAUACUUUGGUCACAAAUGCACUAAUAAGCAUGUAUUCAAGGUUUGAUGACACAGAAGCUGCUUUGUCUUUGUUUUAUGAGAUGCAAGAAAAACCAUUAAUUAGUUGGAAUUCAAUAAUAUCUGGCUGUGUGCAGGCUGGAAGAGCAAGUGAUGCCAUGGAGUUGUUCUGUCAAAUGAAGAUGUAUGGACAUACUCCAGAUUUUAUCACCAUUGCAAGCUUGCUUUCUGGGUGCUCACAAAUAGGAUAUUUGCAGUUUGGUAAGAAACUUCAUACUUAUAUCCUCAGGAACAAGCUGGAAGUUGAAGAUUUUGUUGGCACUGCUCUUAUAGAUAUGUACAUUAAAUGUGGGAGCAUAGAGCUUGCAGAAAGGGUAUUUAGGAGCAUCAAAGAGCCAUGUUUGGCUUCAUGGAACACAAUGAUUACAGGCUACAGUUUAUGUGGAUUUGAAAGGAAAGCAUUUACCCAUUACUCUGGAUUGCUAGAACAAGGUCUAAAACCUGAUAAAAUUACAUUCCUGGGAGUUUUAGCUGCUUGUACUCAUGGAGGUCUUGUUCAUGAAGGGAGAAGAUAUUUUCAGCUUAUGACAGAAGAAUAUAUGAUUACUCCAAAUCUGCAACACUAUGCUUGCAUGGUCGGUCUCCUUGGUCGUGCAGCCUUAUUUGAGGAAGCACUGGUAGUCAUAAAAAAUAUGCAAGUUGAGCCUGAUUGUGCCGUGUGGGGAGCUUUGCUCAGCGGCUGUUGCAUCCACCAAGAGGUCAAGCUUGGCGAAUAUUUGGCAAAGAAGCUAUAUCUCUUGGAUUACAGACAUGGUGGCCUUUACGUGAUGAUGUCAAAUCUUUAUGCAUCUCAAGGUAUGUGGGAUGAUGUAGCAAAGGUAAGGGAAAUGAUGAGAGAAACUGGAGGUGAUGGCUGUUCCGGAGUUAGUUCGGUUGAGGUAACCUCGUUUGAAGAAAUGGAUAACAAAUUCAUAUCUUAGAGAAGGUGACGAUCUUAAUACAAAUUCUUCUCUGCAUUUGUUUUAACAUUGAUUCCUUGGCCCUUAUUAUUGCGGCCAGAGUCUCCUGCCAUUCUGGAUCUCACGUCAUAACCAUUUUUUAGAAAAGAAAAGCAAAAUUCCAAU